UAGCGCCAAUGCGUGCUCUUUUCGCACCUACAGUUUCUUACAUUCUACCAACCAACUCAAGGUCCAACCACCUUGACGCAAGUGUAUCCUCUUCCUCCACAGAGUGCCCACGCCCACCGUACCGGCGUACCUGCAAAACUCAUUGAGAAUUUGCUCCUCGCCAUUCGCCAUCUUUUCUUCCAGCUCUCAAAACACUACAGAACCUAACCCCUAAUCCACCUUCCAUUCCCUGAAAACUUCAUGGAAAUCAAAAUUUCUUCGUCCUCGCACUUCACUCCUAGAUUCCCUGUCAGGUUACGCCGCCGGACGCCACUGGUGCUUCCGAAUCUCUCCCGCCGCAUACUCUCCGCCAAAACCUCGGAUCCUCCAAUCCCCUCUUUUCCUCUCUCCAUCCGAGCGAUCCCCGACUGGGCCGACGCAAUCCAGGAACGCGGUGUGCAGAAGCGGCGUUCCCUCUACACCCCUGAGGACUGGCGUGCCCAUCGGAGCUCACUCCGUCACCUCCGACACUUACUCUCCAGCUUAUCUUCCCGCGUCAUCCUCUCCCUCGUCCCGCCCGUCUCCGUCUUCACCUCCUUCGCCGCGGCCUUGGCCGUUUACAACUCCGCGGUGGCCCAUCGGUGGCUGCCGGAACUCUUCCCGCUACUGCACGCGUCGUCGCUUCCGUACCAGCUCACGGCGCCGGCGUUGGCUUUGCUUUUGGUGUUCCGGACGGAGGCUUCGUACUCCAGGUUUGUGGAGGGGAGGAAGGUGUGGAUGAGCGUAGUCGCUGGGGCCAGUGAAAUGGCGGGGAUUGUGAUAUCUAGUAUGGCUAGGGGUAGAAGUGGUGCAGAGGAAGCGGGCAUUAAGAGGACACUCUUGAAUUACAUAAUGGCAUUUCCAGUUGCUCUGAAGUGCCAUGUCAUUGGUGGCUCAGAUAUCAAACUAGAUCUGAAGAAUUUGCUAGAAGAGGAUGAUCUAGCAGUUAUUUGUCAUUCCAAGCACCGGCCUCGUUGUGUCAUCGAGUUUAUCAUACAAAGCCUUCAAAUGGUUGCUAUGGAGGAAUCUAAACGAAAUACUUUGGAGUCUAAAAUUUCUUGCUUUUAUGAUGGCAUCAGUGUUUGUGAGCAAAUCAUUGGCAUCCCAAUCCCCUUAUCUUACACUCGUUUGACAUCAAGGUUUCUAGUAUUGUGGCAUUUAUCUCUUCCAAUUAUACUUUGGGAUGACUGCAAUUGGAUUGUAGUUCCAGCUACCUUCAUUAGCGCAGCCUCCUUGUUUUGCAUUGAGGAAGUCGGAGUUUUGAUCGAGGAGCCAUUCCCCAUGCUUGCACUGGACGAGCUCUGCAAGCAACUAAAUGAAAGCAUCCUAGAGGCCAUUAAGAUGCAGAGAUCCGUUUACGCACGGCUAACUGCAAAGCUGAAGGGCCACCACGGCGCCCACUCCAUCAAUGGCCGCCUCAACUCUUAAGAAUUGCUAUUUCUACCAAGAAUACACAGAGCCGCGCGUCUUACAAGCUGGACCACUAAAGUCGACAGUAAUCAGAGCUUUCACUUUAGUACUACAGAAAGCGAAGUCCGUCAAAAAGCCGGAGCAAUGCAAGAUCUGUACAGCGAGAUGAGUAUUAUCAAUGUGAAAUGUUAAUAUCAGAAUAUAAUUGGCUCCAAUAAUGUUAGAAGAACUUAGCUGUGUUGUUACAAGUUAAUAUUGGCCGCUCGAUUAAGUUGCCGUGAUUCCUAGGAUGGGCGAUA
This is a messenger RNA of Dendrobium catenatum, 1727 nucleotides long. Its product is annotated as UPF0187 protein At3g61320, chloroplastic. The transcript has 4 exons. Gene Ontology annotation, molecular function: voltage-gated chloride channel activity. Lineage: Eukaryota; Viridiplantae; Streptophyta; Magnoliopsida; Asparagales; Orchidaceae. Bases 241 to 1446 code for a protein of 401 amino acids. The record is from RefSeq and is a predicted model, not a curated record. Gene Ontology annotation, biological process: regulation of photosynthesis, light reaction.